Molecule: messenger RNA, 1107 nt
Organism: Arctia plantaginis
Lineage: Eukaryota; Metazoa; Arthropoda; Insecta; Lepidoptera; Erebidae
Source: the annotation of a GenBank genome assembly
AUGUCCGGGUUUGUGAAAAUCGCCAUAGACGAUAUUUAUUCUGACAGCAAUUGGACUACGAUUAUUAACAAGUACUGGAUGCUAGCAGAAAGAGUAUCAGAUCCUCGUGUCCAAGGAUGGUUCCUCUUCGACACUCCGCUGCCUACGCUGGCAAUGGUACUUGUCUACUUGGCGUUCGUGAUGAUAGCCGGACCCCUGUGGAUGGCGAACCGCAAACCGUUCCAAAUAAAGAAUACAUUAGUCGUGUACAACUUUGCGCAAGUGUUACUGUCCUCCUAUAUGUUUUAUGAGCACCUGGCGGCAGGGUGGUGGGGUGACUAUAGCUUGUCGUGCCAACCUGUGGACUACAGCGAAAGUGAUAAAGCGAGGCGGAUGUUAGAUCUCUGUUGGGUGUACUACUUCUCGAAGCUGUCAGAGUUUGCGGACACGAUAUUCUUCGUGCUACGUAAGAAAAAGAGUCAGAUUACCUGGCUGCAUCUGUACCAUCACUCUCUGACGCCGUUCGAGGCUUGGCUCUUAGUGAAGUUCAUUGCUGGCGGCCACGGAACCUUUUCGAAUAUCGUGAACAAUCUGGUGCACAUCAUCAUGUACGGCUACUAUAUGCUCGCAGCAAUGGGACCUCAAUACCAAAAGUAUCUCUGGUGGAAGAAGCACCUCACCACAUUGCAACUAGUCCAAUUCUUCAUGGUGCUGAUCCAUUCGAUCAGUGCAUUGGUAUACGACUGCGGAUAUCCAAAGAUCAUCGCCUCUCUCCUUAUUCUCCACUCUACCAUCUUCAUCGUGUUAUUCAUGAACUUCUACAUGCAAGCCUAUAAAAAGGAAAAACCAAAGAGAACAGUUGACGUCGCCACUAACAACAACAACAACAACGAAACACACCUUAAUGGUAUAGUCAAAAGUGACAAGAACGGUUAUGUAAAAAUUGGUAAUACCAACGGGCAUACUCCUAACGGAGAUUUGAAUGGACAUCUAACAAAUGGGGACUUAAAUAGACAUGCAAGCAAUGGACUGAACGGCUAUUUAAAACACGAAUUAAACGGCCUCAACGGAUUAACAAAAGCUAAUGGUCAUUUGCAAAACGCCACAGAUAAAGAUAAAAUACAAUAG